UUUCUAAUUUUUCUCUUUAAUUUUAUUUCCUUGGGUGUCUUUCUGUCUCUCUAUGCGCCCCUCUCUCUUCUUCAGGGUUCACUGCUCAAACAAUCAAAACUGCUGCUGCUGUUAUCUUAACAACUAACCCUUUACUCUGUUUUUCUUUGUGGCGGCCCUAUUUGGGCAAAAAGCUAACCAUGUCAAGUUUAUACAGUCAAAACUUAAACUACUCCCCUGCUAGAGCCCCUUCUUCACCGCAUAUAUGGGCCAACCCUGAUAUUGAAAGCUCAUACCUUGCUGAGCUUUUGGAAGAAAAGAAGAAGUUGGCACCUUUUGUGCAAGUUCUUCCUAUUUGUACUAGAUUGUUAAAUCAAGAGAUAUUGAGGGCCUCAGGGAGGAUACCAAAUCAAGGGUUUAACGACUAUGACCGACUGCAACGUGGAAGCCCAAGUCCUUUGAAUCCCUUAGAUAUUAUGCCUGAUGUUGCAGCUAAAGGUUUAGGUCAUUGGAAUGGAAAUGCGGGCUGGAGUCCUCUUCAACGGGAGAGAUUUGGUGGGCCACAAGGACUGCCACCGAUUGAUCACUGGAGUCCAGCACCAGCGAGCCCAAGUUCUUUUAAUACAAAGAGGGUGUUGCGUUUGGAUAUACCUGUUGACAGCUUUCCUAAUUUCAACUUUGUUGGGAGGCUUUUGGGUCCACGUGGCAACUCUUUAAAGCGAGUCGAAGCUUCCACUGGAUGUCGUGUCUUCAUCAGAGGAAGGGGUUCCAUAAAAGACCCUGACAAGGAGGAAAGUUUAAGGGGCAGACCCGGCUAUGAGCACCUCACUGAACCGUUACACAUCUUAAUAGAAGCAGAAAUGUCUGCAAGUAUCAUCGAUGUACGUCUAAGACAAGCACAAGAAAUUAUUGAAGAGCUGCUCAAACCUGUGGAUGAAUCUCAGGAUCUUUACAAGAGGCAACAGUUAAGAGAGCUAGCAAUGCUAAACAACAACUUCAGAGAGCAAAGUCCACAGCCUAGAGGCAGCGUGUCACCUUUUGGCUCCAGUGGAAUGAAGCGUGCCAAGACUGGUUUUUGAGAAUCCCGAUGAUGAUCAUCGUCUCGCUCCAAUGGUGAACUUUAACUGAAACAUGAAACAAGGUUACUAAAAACAGUUUGAUUUAGGUUAUUUUUUUUCACUGAAGUAAUAAUAAUAAUAGUUUGUUUCCUUUUGGUUGCUUUGUAGCUUUUGGACUCUAGUUGCUUGUGAAAGUAGAAACAGUUAUUGAAUUUAUUUGUUAUCAAUGUUUUCUCUUUGUUUAUUAGUGUGAAGGUUGAAGGUUCUUAAA
Messenger RNA from Erigeron canadensis, 1308 nucleotides. RefSeq names its product KH domain-containing protein At3g08620-like. Gene Ontology annotation, molecular function: mRNA binding. Bases 180 to 1058 code for a protein of 292 amino acids. The transcript has 7 exons. The record is from RefSeq and is a predicted model, not a curated record. NCBI's taxonomy places the organism in Eukaryota, Viridiplantae, Streptophyta, Magnoliopsida, Asterales, Asteraceae. Gene Ontology annotation, biological process: regulation of mRNA splicing, via spliceosome. Gene Ontology annotation, cellular component: nucleus.